GCGCUGGAGGCGGAGGAGGACGAGGAGCACUGGCUCUACGGGGAUGACACCACUGGUAAACAAGAAGAUGGACCAAUUUCUGGACAUGCAGAAUCUUCUCAUCCUUUGCAAGAUGCUCCUCAGGAGAACCGACCUGUCAACAAUGAAGACCGAGAGAUGUCACAGCACGCCCUUCCAAGUGGUGAAGAUGAUGAAGAUGACAGUGAUAGCGACAGUGAUGACGAUGACGUGAAAGUCACUAUUGGCAACAUUAAAACAGGAGCACCAUCAUACAUGGGAACUCCUAUGAAUCUAAACUUAAAAACGGGUAGAGGCUAUGGAGCAUCUGCUUCAGCCAAGUUGCAGCCCAAAGGUAUUGACUUAGAUGCUGCAGGGAAUAUAAAUGGAUUGCCUGUUAUAGAAGUGGAUUUAGAUUCAUUUGAAGACAAACCAUGGAGGAAACCAGGUGCUGAUCUUUCUGAUUACUUUAAUUAUGGAUUCAAUGAAGAAACAUGGAAAGCUUAUUGUGAAAAGCAGCGACGGCUUCAGCUUGGGCUGGAUCCUACUCCUCCCAUCAGCACUGAAAAUAAGAUCACGGUUCAGCAAGGAAGAACAGGAAAUGCUGAAAAAGAAGUGGAAAACAACAUCAUCAAAACAGAAUUCAAAACAGACUUCUUGGCUCUGGUGGGAGGACGCAUGAAGGCUGGACCUCCUCCUAAUAGGAAGCUGGGUGGGACGAUUGAUGUGAUUGGUGGCCAGGCAGGCACCAUUAGGAGGGUAGAAGGAAGACGCCGUGAUAAGCAUGCCUCUGAGGAAAACCCAAUCCAGGUCCUUGGAGACCACGGGAGCAAGCCCCAGCCCCCCCAGCAGCCCCAGCAGCCAUCACAGCCCCAGCAACCACCUCAGCAGCAGCCGUUUGCACCACCAGCAGGUCCACCACCACCCCCACUCGCUGGGCCACCUCCACCACACUUCCUCCACCCUCCUCCUCCUGUUACUUCGGUUCCACCUCCCCUGCAUCCUCCAGGUCUGCCUCCACCAGGUCCCAUCCCAGGGUUGUUCCCGCCUCCUCUGGCGCCACCACCAGCUCUCCUCAUUCCAACCUUGGAUGGCCAGCCAGCCAGCUACAACAACAGGCAGCCUCCUCCAUUUGGCUACAAUUCUGCAGAUUCAGGUUUCAUCAGCUACCCACCCAUCUCCACAUCCCAUACACCCUGGGUGACCACGGUGGACAAAAGCACGAGCAGUUCCAGCAGCAGCCAUUGGGAGUACUCGGGCUCCAGGCGCGAGCGGGAGAGGGAGCGGGAGCGGGAAAGGGAGAGGGAGAGAGACCGAGACCGCACUCCCACCACCAGUGAAUACAACAAUGAUGAUGAACGAUACCGCUACUAUAGCCGAGAGCGCAGCUAUGACUUUGAGCGCGACUAUCGCCGGAGCCGGGACCGCAGCCGGGAGCGCGAGGAUCGGCACCGGGAGCGCAGGCACAGGGACAAAGAGGAGAGCAGCAAGCAUAAGUCUUCAAGACGCAAGCAGCACGAGAGCGAGGAGGGGGAGAGUCACCGGCGCCACAAGCACAAAAAGAACAAGCGCAGCAAGGAGGAGAAGGAGGCCAGUGAAGAUGGGGCCCAGGAGGGAGAGGAGCAGGACACCAAGGAGUGA
Chaetura pelagica (chimney swift) is the source of this 1638-nucleotide messenger RNA. RefSeq names its product pre-mRNA 3'-end-processing factor FIP1-like. The transcript is spliced from 16 exons. Gene Ontology annotation, cellular component: mRNA cleavage and polyadenylation specificity factor complex. The record is from RefSeq and is a predicted model, not a curated record. The annotation marks the transcript as partial. Lineage: Eukaryota; Metazoa; Chordata; Aves; Apodiformes; Apodidae. Gene Ontology annotation, molecular function: RNA binding.